Rhodotorula graminis WP1 is the source of this 1191-nucleotide messenger RNA. RefSeq lists its product as uncharacterized. The annotation marks the transcript as partial. The transcript has 4 exons. The record is from RefSeq and is a predicted model, not a curated record. NCBI's taxonomy places the organism in Eukaryota, Fungi, Basidiomycota, Microbotryomycetes, Sporidiobolales, Sporidiobolaceae.
CUCUACAUCCUCUCGUCGCUCGUCCUCCCGCUCCUCGCCGCCCGCGAGGGCGACCUCGCGCGCGCCGUCCGCCGCUGCGAGGACCUGCCUGCGCUCGUUGGGUGGAUCGCGAGGAGGGCGUGGCGCCGUGGCGGGAGCGGGAGAGCGCUGCUUGGGUUCGAGGGGGCCGGCAAGGGAGGAGGAGGAGGAGGAGGAGCGGGCGGCAAGGGCGCCGCACCGGCACCGGCGCCCGCGCGCGAGGACGGCCUCGCACUCGGGCGCAGCACGACCCAGCCACCGGCGGGCACGCGCCGCAAGGACGUGCUCGGCCUCGAGGCGGCCGGCGAAGGAGGCGGCGGCGGUGGGACCGCGACGGGCACGGCAACGGGCGUCAACACGCCGGCGCUCGUUGGACGCGCGUCGUGGAGGGCCGACGAGGACCAGGGACCGUUCAGCGGCGCGGUCGAAGGGGCGGGGUCGUUGGUAGGGACGCCGACUGGCGCUGCUGGGGCGGGAGGGCUGGGAGGGCUCGCGGGCGCGGGCGCGAGCGCGAGUGCGAGUGCGGCGGCGCAGGGUGGGGCGGCGGGCGCAGGCGCAGGAGCGGGCGCACAGGGCGGCGACGGGUCCGGAGCUGGGGCGGCGAGGAAGAGCGUCGCGGCGGCGAGGGCGGGCAAGGGCGGGUGCAAGGUGGUCGUGUGGCGCGCGAGCGACGGGUUCUGUGGCCGUGGCAACACGGUGAGCGGCUUUGUCGAGAUCAACCGGGCGGCUCUGCGCCUCCUCCCCCCUGCGCCAGCGCCGACGGGCACCCCCUCGGGCGUGUUCAUCUCGCCCGACUCGCACCUGCACGCGUCGGUGUACGCCCAGCUCGGCGAAAAAGUCGGCAUCAAGCGGUGCAUCGUCGGGAGGGGGACCGUCAUCGGGAAAGGGAGCAAGCUCACCAACUGCGUCCUCAUGGAGAAUGUCGUCGUUGGGGACAACGUCAAGCUCGACGGGUGCGUCAUCUCGAACGGCGUCCAGGUGCGCGACCGGGCGCAGCUCAAGGACUGCGAGAUUGGGCGCGACGUGAUUGUCGACUUUGACACUCAGACCAAGGGCGAGCAGCUCGUCGUCGAGGUCGACUGAGCGAGGAGCGAAGGGCCUGGGCGCGCGGCGGCGAGAGCGGUCCAAGAGCGGGCGUCGCAACUUGCAGAGCCUGUGGGCGUUUCUCUCGUG